This is a messenger RNA of Hemicordylus capensis (graceful crag lizard), 829 nucleotides long. It is a transcript of the gene RPL13, whose product is annotated as ribosomal protein L13. The record is from RefSeq and is a predicted model, not a curated record. Bases 150 to 785 code for a protein of 211 amino acids. Gene Ontology annotation, molecular function: structural constituent of ribosome; RNA binding. Gene Ontology annotation, biological process: translation. Gene Ontology annotation, cellular component: ribosome; cytosolic large ribosomal subunit. The transcript is spliced from 6 exons. Lineage: Eukaryota; Metazoa; Chordata; Lepidosauria; Squamata; Cordylidae.
CCGGCGAGGCCCGAUUGGCCAGGCAGGAGAACUGUCGUCGCUUCCGGAGACGCGUCGCGUGUGGAGGCGCAGGUAUCCCGUCGUCCCUCGCGGCGGCUCUUUCUUUUUCCGGUCUGCCAUCUUCUCUCCCGGGAGGGAUCUAAGCAGCCAUGGCGCCCAGCCGGAAUGGCAUGAUUUUGAAGCCCCACUUCCACAAAGACUGGCAGAGACGAGUGGCCACAUGGUUUAACCAGCCUGCCAGGAAGAUCCGAAGGAGGAAGACCCGCCAGGCAAAGGCUCGCCGUAUUGCUCCACGUCCGGUCACUGGACCCAUCCGACCGAUUGUGAGGUGCCCCACCGUGCGAUACCACACAAAAGUCCGCGCGGGUCGAGGGUUCAGCCUGGAGGAGCUGAGAAUGGCUGGCAUCAACAAGAAGUUUGCCCGGACAAUUGGGAUCUCAGUGGACCCCAGGCGCCGUAACCGGUCCACGGAAGCUUUGCAGGCCAACGUGCAGCGGCUGAAGGAAUAUCGCUCCAAGCUCAUCCUCUUUCCCCGGAAGCCGUCUGCCCCCAAGAAGGGUGACAGUUCGGCAGAAGAGCUCAAGAUGGCCACGCAGCUCUCUGGACCAGUUAUGCCCAUCAAGAAUGUCUACAAGAAAGAGAAGGCCCGAGUUAUCUCCGAGGAUGAGAAGAACUUCAAGGCCUUUGCCAGCCUGCGCAUGGCCCGGGCUAAUGCCCGACUCUUUGGCAUCCGGGCCAAACGAGCCAAGGAGGCAGCAGAGCAGGAUGUGGAGAAGAAGAAAUAAACUGUUUGCACAGGAGGGCCUUUCAAUAAAAGCGGAUAGAAUAA